Messenger RNA from Bombyx mori (domestic silkworm), 3485 nucleotides. RefSeq lists its product as uncharacterized. Bases 152 to 1237 code for a protein of 361 amino acids. The transcript is spliced from 8 exons. The record is from RefSeq and is a predicted model, not a curated record. Lineage: Eukaryota; Metazoa; Arthropoda; Insecta; Lepidoptera; Bombycidae.
AGCGAGUAUAAAACGAGUAGGUUCGGUCGUUUCGCGUCUUCUCGUUGCCCACAAGGUCAAGUGCGAGCGUCCGAGUCCAUUGCUCCUCGCGUGAGCAUCGCCCGCGCCCGCGCUACGUACACUCGCCCUACCCUAGCUGGACGAGGUCAAAAUGCAGAGUCCUAUACUGAUAUUGUUAGCUGCCUGCGUCAGCGUUCGCGCCAUCGAUGGCUCUGACAGCAAGUUUAUGAAGGACUACGCCAUGUUGAAGAUCUACGAAAGCUGUUUCGGUUCUAAUUUACUGAAACAGAUCACAAAGGAGCUAAGAGACGCUUACUCAAAAUGUUCAACAACGCCAUCUAUGAAGCAAACGCAGAACUCUUUGCCGUCUUACCUGAGUAACUUGGCGCCUGGCUUCGCUAUGGAUCCGACGCAGUCCAACGUCAAGCACACAGAUGGCGCUAUACAAAAUGAUGAAAACGAUUUACCCAAUCAAGAAGCUCCGCAAUCACAGAAAGUCGGCGGGAUAUUCGCUUUUCGACCUCAAGGGGUUCCAUUCCCUCAACCCGGAAUGUCGCCAUUCAUGAUGCCGGCCGGGCCGCAAUUCCGCCCGUAUAACCCGGCCAUGUUCCAGCUGCCUUACCAGGGCUACCUGCCCCCGGGACUACCCUACAACCCCUACUAUCCUCCGUACCAGUUCUACCAGCAACAGCCCUACGUCGGAGCCAAUCGGAUGUCUCGCCAAAUCGGUCUUCGAACUCGACUGGGACUCCACGCGCCGCGCUCCGUCAAUCACAACGUGACCUGCGUGAUGCAGGAACUGGGUUACGUGGACGACAACAUGGAACCGAACUUCGAACAUAUCAGAGCGAGGAUCGGCAGCCUACCGGUCUCGGAUGAACUCAAAGGCGACAUCCAAGAGGGCCUUCAGUUCUGUCAGAAGUUUUCGCAAUGCGUUCCGGAAGAGAAGCGUGAUAUAGUAGCCAGACCACAGGAACAGAUCAGAUCGAUUUUCUUCUUCAGAUGCUACAAGCACAAGAAACUAGAGGCGUGCAUCAUGAAGGACAUCAAUGAACACUUCGCCAAGGAAUACGCUUUCGACCACGAGACGCCCGAUUUCGCUUACUCCCGUUCAGGACGCUCUGCUCGCGACCUCCCCCUCAGAGAUCCGAGCCUCGAAGCCUUGGAGGAAAUGGAGGUGUACCUGUAUGACUAUCUUAGCGGAGGGGGCGCCUUCGAUUUUGACCUCUACAUCUAAGUACUAGCGUAGUACUUGACCUCUGCAUCUAAGUACUAGCGUAACACUAAGAUACGAUAACUGCUUCCUGAGUCGCGAAAGGCGAGCAAUUCCCGACGACAUGGCGCCCUAUCCUGCAGUCGGGUUUCCUGUGAGCCUAUCGCAAAAUCUAACAUUAAUUUCACGAAAAAAAACAACAGAAAAAAACUAGCUUUAGCCAUUUGAACGCGAAAGCUAGUUUAAUAAUCAAGGAAUAUUGUAACACGCAAACAAAUAUUAUUGUAUUAAUAUCAGUUCUGAUAUUGUGUAUACGGGAGGGAGAGUAAUAUUGAGUUCUGUACAAUAUCGAUUAUUAAAUCAUGAAUAAAAUUAAAUUUUCAUUUUCACGUUGUAAUUAUUAAGAGAAAUCGUUUAUAAAAUCAUAAUUAAACAUCUUUGUAUUAUUAUUUUCGUAUUUAAUCUACAAAAUAUUAUCAAUACUAAUCAGAUCUCAAAUAAAUUAUAAAUUCAAGGGUGAACAGAAUAUAUUUAGUUUUGACGGAAAACUUUGCAUUAUAGACAUUAAAAAUAUCAUUAUUUUUUUUAAAGUAUGCUAAAAAUUAUCAAUUAAACUUAGCACAUCAUUCAAAAUUCGUAUUACAAAAAAGUAUAUUUUAAAAACAUUUUAUAUCAUGCCAUUACUUUCAUUAGUUAGCAUGCUAUUAAUAACAACUAGUUUGGAAUGUUAUUACAUUAAUUAUGUCCAUUUAAAAUUAGUUUUUUAAUUAAAUAUUGUAUUUUAUCACUUGUAUCGGUGUGGAACGUUUGCUACGAAAUAUUAAAUUUCUAAAUUCGUAUUAUGUAAUAUUCGUAAAAUAAAAAAUUAAUCAAAAUGUUACCGUAGCAAAUUUCGAAUUAACUUGUCUCCAAAGCUAUAUUACACAGCUUUUUAGAUGACUUAAAAUUUACUUAUACGAACAUUGCAUUACAAUUAAUUUAAGUUAAAAAUUUAGUUAAUAUUCAUCAUCAUCAUUCUGAUCAAAAGUAUGCCUUAUAAAUUAAUAAGUACUAUAUACAGGGUGUAACAGAAUGAUUCUCCAAGUUCAAUAUUAAUUUAUCUAAGCCAAGCGUUUACGUUUUAGUAUAGAGAGUUAGUUUGCUCUUCUAUUCUCAAUCGAACGCGUAUUUUAGUAUUGACGUAUUAAGGAUCAGCAAGAACCGCUUUCUUCGUUUACAGAAGUGAUUUUACUACACCCUGUAUAAAACAUAUUUUCAUAAAUUUAAAAUUUAGUAUUUUAAUAUCGGAAUUCCACAUAUUAAUGUGCUAAGCUAACUAUAAGCUUUACGUACUGUUAGAAUAGGAUCUAACACUUGAAAAUGUAUUAACGCUUGCGCUCUGCAGUGUUGCGAUCACGUCCUUACGGAUCCAUCAGAUCCAAUAACCCUUUUAUUAGACGCCUUCAGCUCUAACAUUAGAAGCAAACUUAGGGACCCCGGUAACCGUACUCGUCAACCUCGACAAAGAGUUCGACGUGCAACCUAACCCAUGCAUCGGCCCGCUGAGUUUCUCGCCGGAUCUUCUGAGCGGGUCGCGAUUCCGAUCCGGUAGUAGAUUCAUUCGCGAAGCAGUUGCUCUUGAGCUGUUAGGUCUCCUUUGGAGGCGCUCGGGCAACUGUUAACAAAUCCCACCCCUCCUGGUUGACCAUUUGCUCGCCCACCUAUCCUAGUGAAACCGGAAAGGCACCUGGGCCACCAGUAAUCACUGAAUCCAAAAAAAUGUGUUGGUACACUUUUAAUCAUACAUUGAGUAGAAAGAGGGUAGACAGAUUUGUCUGCUCCUAAAGUCGCAGUCGUCCUACUACCCUCAAAUUAAAAAUCGUGUUAAGAGCUCUUUGAAUAAUGGUAUUUAUUAAAAAAACUUAUUAAUUUAAGUAAGUAAUUUAAAUUCAAUGUGGACCUCGGUUUUUUAAGUAAGUAAUUUAAAUUCGCACCUCAGUUUUUAUUUUAUUAGUAAAUUUUAUGAUGAAAAUCUGUUUGAAACCAUAUUCCCUGUAUAUUCCCAUUUGCAAUAUUUGAUUAGCGUUAACAAGAAACUACUGUAAAACGACAUUUAGUGAAGCAAAUCAGAGUUCUAACAGUACGUAAUUAGCAAAAUAUAUACGUAAUUAAUAUUAAUUAGUUAAUAAUAAAUGUACACGAAAUGCAUUUACUAAUGAUUAGAAUUAGUUACGUUUUAUAUCAUUAAGUUAUAAUUUGUAAAAUUAUAUGAAAAAUAAAUGCUCAAAUAUCA